This is a messenger RNA of Trichoplusia ni (cabbage looper), 7016 nucleotides long. RefSeq names its product serine-rich adhesin for platelets-like. Bases 515 to 4975 code for a protein of 1486 amino acids. The transcript has 8 exons. Lineage: Eukaryota; Metazoa; Arthropoda; Insecta; Lepidoptera; Noctuidae. The record is from RefSeq and is a predicted model, not a curated record. Gene Ontology annotation, cellular component: nucleus.
GUCUUUCGUUCGUUCGACCGACCGACAGAUAUUCGACAAGUAAGAUGGCGGCGAUUAAUGUGAAAGGCGAAACGUUGUCGUAUUUCCACUUGUAAAUAAAGUUAUUGGUUUGUUGAAACAUCACUACUACUGUAACGACGACUGAAGAUUUAUUAUUGAGAAGUGUUUAACAAAACGAGAUCUGUUGUGCACAACCUGUGACCUGAGUUACUUUUCAUUUCACAAUAGACAAAACCCGUCGCAACGAGCACUCGAGGAGUCGAGGCCAUAUUUAUGAUGUUAUCUGUUGUGUGAGCGUCCUCCGAAACCACAUUGAUAAAUGGUUGUGAAAAACCAAGGCGAUGGGGUGUUUUCUCAGCAUCAAGAGUAUGUAAAUUCAACAUGAGUUGCAGUGUUACAAAAUAGUGGUAGUAGCUGUAAAUACAAUUGAUUGUGUGUUACAAACUAUGGAUGAAAGUGUGGACUUCUAUUGACAUAUUACAUACAUUGACAUUUGAGCAACACGGAGGUGGUAAUGGAUCCAGUAGGACCAUGGUCAGCAUAUUCAUACAAUCGGUUAGCAGGGGUUCAGGCCGGUGCUGCAAGUGGGGAUUUUCAUCACCACCUAGCAAGUGGUGGCUCUGGAUUAGGCAGCCAAUCAGUGCCAUCAACAACAAGUCAGUUGCUCCUACAAGCAGCUCAUACAACAGCAUCAUUAGCAGGGCAACUUGGUUCAUCAACUGCUUCACCCUUCAAUCCUGCUGGAUUUUUGUCUCCCCCAGCAGUAGGGUAUGACGCAGUAUUUUCACCACUGUUUCAUCAUGCAAAUCCCAAACCUGCACACUACAGUUCUUCUCUUCAAGCACAGCAUCGGCAAGUUAUAGCUCAAGCCCAAGCUGCAGUUGCAUCAAAACAAUCUUCAGUUGAAUCUGAACUGUCUACUUUAAGAGAAAACUAUUCACAUCAAACUUUGGCAGCACAAGGAACAUCAUUUUUUGACCAAUCAUCAACUCCAGGCAGCACUACUGGAUUGAGUUGGCAAGGAAAUAAUCAACUGCCUAGUCCUUUUGGAAUUUUACCACAUGAAAGUGUUGUGCCCUCAUCUCCAAGUCCAGCUACAACAAAAGCAUCAGCAACAUACGAGAAUUUUAAUGCACAUUUUGCAGCAGCACAAACUCUCAAUAAUCACCUCAACUCUCAGAUAUCUAGUGCUGGUAAACAAACUAACAGAUCUGGCUCACCAGCAACAGCAACGAAACAGCCAGCAACUUCAACAUCAUCAUCAACAUUUUUUCAAUCUCCAACAUUUGGAAAUCAGACUGAUAAUUCAUAUAGUACAAGCAGUGCAAAGAGUGGUCAACUCUCAUCACAGCAGGAUUAUGCAGGAAGUAAGUCCUAUUCAAGUUCUGCAAGUUCAACUGCUCAUUCCCAGCAAUCGUGUAUAGUGUCAACUCCACCGGUGACAUCUUCCCCAACUCCACCUAGUAAAGAUUAUCGAUCAUCUACAAGUACAACCUCUAGACCAUCUGCUUCCAUUUACAAUUCCCAGUCCCCUAAAACCACAAGUAGUGAGAAAUCUUCCCGACAAAUAACUAAUAGCAUUAGUAAUUUUGUAUCCCCUUCAGUAAAACCACCACAAGUACAGACUAAGGCUCAAAGUAAAGUUUAUCCAGAAUUAAGUAAUGAACAAAGAAAAAGUUGUGAAUCUAAUGAUAAAGUUCAACCACAAUCCUCUCCUAUAAGUUAUUCUAUAAUGGAUGCCCCAGGCAGGCUAAAUUAUAGUAGCAGUAGUGGAAAUUCAACAAAGUCAAAUAGAAUCAAUAAUUCCCAAUACUCUGCUACACAAAAUUCUAGUUUUAGACAUUAUCAAAGUGGAAACAAUAUAGAAUCUGAUUACCAUGUACGCGCUAAGAGUAGUUCUAGUACAGAUACGGGGUAUUCUAGUAGUAGUUCACAAAACGGUCCAGAUUGUGGUGUGGUUGUGCCAAGGCGACAGAGUCCCUCCCAAGCAGCACCACAAACUUCCCCUCUAGAUCAUGGAUCUAGUCCUGCAUAUCCUAUGUACCAUAGUCCUAUGAAUUCAAUAAAUUCCCCUCAACCACAUAGUGAUCAUUACAACAAAGUAAAUAAUACUGCACCUAGGUCUCCUUUAGAUGCCUCAGUAACAAGGUCACCCUCUCAAAACAGUCAAGUAGCUUAUCCUUCUGUUAUAACUAGGGCUUUAGGACUUGAACAAAAUAAAACCUAUAGUGAAAGUAGAUAUGAAAGAAAUCAAACUCAGUCUUCUGGUCAAACUUGUUGGGAAAGUGACCGACAACCUCCUAGAAAAUAUUCUAGUAAUAACAGUAGUAAUAGUUACAAUAAUGGUGGUUUAACUGAAAGUAAUACUCAUAAUGAUGAAUCUGUUCCUCAGAGUCAGUCUUCCAGUAGAGUGCUGAGUCUGCCAGAUAAACAAAACUAUUUUGAUGGCAAUAACGUAGCUUUACAAGAUCUGUCUAGUUGUCGUGGCGAUCCUAUGAGUAUAGUUAAAAACUUGCAAAGUUUGCAACAGAGUUGUCAAUUACAAGACGUAAAAUCCAGUAAAAUUCAAACCCCAAUAGCAGUUCCAACAUCAACAACAAACAAAAUAGCGUCAAGAAGAAAGAGUGUUGAAAAGUCAGUUCCUCAUACAAAUAUGAAUGAAUUAUCUAAUGUUGUCAUGGCUGAUUAUUUAGCAAAUAGAAUCCCUCCGCCCGCCCAUAGUUCAACUAGCAGUCAACAGCAGAAUGGUAGUUAUUUUGAUUUCGAGAGGUGGAACCUACCACCCCCUCCACCAAAAAUGUUCCCUGGAACAUCAGCUUUUGGAUCACAAGCUCCUUUACACGCAACCAAUUUUGCUAACCAACACCAAGCACUAACAAUGCCCCAUGGUCAUGCUUUGACUUAUUUUCCACCCUUUCACCUAGGUCCCCAUCCCGAUUUCCAAUCUUCUGUGGAGUUAACACCACUGUCGUCAUUUAGCGAGACGCCACCUUCGGCUUCCUCGUCAUCUUUUUCGACGCCUGAAACACGUGAAGAGGAACAGCCUAAGGUGGUAGUACCUAAUAUAGAGGAAGAACUUGGUUUCCUUGCAGAACAACGGGCAAAUACUGCAUCGUCGGUAGCACCCUCUUCACAGCAGCAGAACAUUAACAGCACUUCACAAGACGCUACUUCAAAAAUUAUGGAUAAAAAAUUUAAUGUUCCUGUCACGGGCCCCGGUUCAGGUUUCAUGGCUUCUUAUUUGAAAUUUUUACAAGGAGAGCGUGACACGUCUCCUCCGCCAGCCGGCAGAGGCGCCAGAAAAUCAACUUGGUCUAGAACGAAUACUAAUAAUACAACAAAUAAUAAACCCUAUACUCCAAACGAUCAUAAAAGCCAAUGUGAUGGAAAUCCCACACAGCAAAGUGCCAAUGGAGCUAUGCCGUCGUCGAACGUGAUUAAUGCAGGUAUGUCACUGAGCAAUCCAGUCAUGAGUUCCUCGGCGAGUAUGAGUGCGACGGGCUUGUUGGGUGCUAAUCAAAUACAUGGCGCGUCGUCUAAUCUCCUUCCCUCUCAAACAAAAGAGUUGGACGAUCCCCGGUAUUAUAAUUUGAAUAAGGAUAGGAAACGUAAAUAUGAUGGUAGUGAAGAAGCUGCUUAUGACGCAGAAGAGGAAGCGAGAAGGCUCAACAAGCCGGUGCUUAAUGUGCCUAGUACACCUCUUAAUGAUAAAGGAAAGAACAAGGGUCGAACAAGUAUGAAUAAGCCAACGCCAUCGGCGGUAGUGGCGCCUCAGCCGGCAGCGCCUAAAAAGCCACGACCUCCUGCGCCGCCGCCCGUGACGUCGCUGCAGGCAGCGCCACAGCAACAAUACUAUUAUCAACACCAGCCCGACGAAGUUGCAGCACAUGGUGCUAAUAUGGGAUAUGGGCUAUACGGUACUACAGAUAACGACAAUAAGGCGAACAGGAAUAUGCAACACAAUAUAAAGUCACAUCAUCAAGUAUCCAGUAGUGGACAAAUAGACAAUACCGCCAGACCAUUAGAAGAAAUGCCCUACCAGUCUGGAGAAUUCAUAGCCUUAAGAUCCGAAUUAAACGAAAUGUGGCCUGCUAUAUGGAGGGUAGACGGCAAGACACUACUACAAAAGUAUGAACCUUUUGAAGAAAAUGGGAAAGUUUUAUACCGUAAUAUUUCGACAUAUACUGUAUGGAACCCAGAUAACAAAAAGUUAUAUACUCAAGUCUCCGUUAAAAUAAGGUCACAGUCGCAUUUGGAAACAAUAGUUGAGUUAGUUAGAAAUGAGCUUCCUCCUGUUGAUGAUUGUAGUUUUAUUGAAAAAAGGAUGUUAGAAACGCAAAUGUAUCAAGAAAAUUUUGAAGUAUAUAUCCAGACGUUAAUAUCACACGCAUUAGAUCCCAACUUCCUUACAGAAAUAUUCCAAGAACAAGACGAGUACUUUUUGUCGAACGUGAAGACCGUGGACGAGGUGACGGAGACCAUGCGCGCGCGCGUGUCGGGCGGCGGCGGCGCGGCGGGCGCGGGCGGCGCGCGCGCGCUGGACGCGGCCGUGGCCACGUGGCCCGGCCUCAGCGUGGCGGCCGGCGCCGGCGGGUGUCGCGCCUGCGCGCGCCCAGCCGUGGCGCGCCUGCUGCUGUACGGCCAGCCCUACAACCCCGCCACGCUCGAGCCCGUCCAGCCCGACGCCCGACUCGCCUACGAGAAGGAGUUCUUGGUGUGCGCCACUUGCUGCAGCCGUGUGCAACUGUAUUCGAGGAUAUCGCAUCAAAAGUAUCUAAUGUACGCGGAGUGCAGUAAACGAGUGGCUGAGAAAAGAAUGCAGAAUCCCAGUAAAGACACAACCGUAAUUCUCAACGAGUUGUUGGCGGACGAAGUGUGGUUAUCUCAGCUGUUCCGCGACGUGCGCCACUCGUGGGCGGACGCGGAGGCGUGGGAGCGCAAGCUGCGCCACGCGAUGUCGCGCCAGAUGAUAUAGCCCGCCCUGAGCCUGUGCAGCCUCUAGUAAAUCUUGUAAGGACAAUAUUUUCAUUUCAUUUUUAUACAUGUGAAAAUCGUGCGGUAUGUAUGUAAUUGUUUUGUAUUUUAAUAUAUAUGUUCUAGCAUUUAAUUAUAUUUCAUACGAAAUCUGGGGCAGGAUAUAUUUCUAGUUAUAAAUGAACCUCAAUUACAAUUAGUUUGGAUUUAAAAUUGUAUACAUCUUAUUGAACUAUUGGCUGUUAAUUAGAAUUUAUUUGAAGUACGCCGGUGCCAUUUUAUGCUCGCUGUUCCUAAUCUAACCAUUUGCUAAAAAGAAUUUUGUUUUAAUUGUUGCCCUGCUGUGCUCAUAUUUCUAAAAGUGUUGUAAUAGAUAAUCAUAUAACCGAAAGCGGCCUUAGCUUACAAACAUAUCAGUUAUGGUCUACACACCAUAAUUGAAUUGAAAUAAACAACUACCAGUAGCGCUAAGAUCACGUCAGUCCAACUACUUAAUAAUGCUAUGGAAGCCCGCUUAUCCUAAGUGUGAUAUGAUCAUACUGAAGGUGCAAAUGUUGAGCUUACGACUGACUAUUAUCUGUAAUAUAUUAAAUAACAAUUAGAAUGAUUCCUACAGCAUUGACUUAAUAUAAUUUGUAUGGUUAUUAACGACAAAUGAAUCAACGCGCAAUAAAUAGUACACAUGCAUUAUAACUUGUUGAAAAUACAGCUGACAUUGUUUUGCGAGUUAGGGUCGUUAAGGCUGCCCUGACGGAUCUUAAGCAGAAUAAUACCUUCCUGUACCAUGACGCAGUCUUCCACUCAGUUUUACCAAAUGAAUUAAAUAUGUAUUAAUUUUUUUUAAGUUGUUAUAUUGCCUAUAUCUGUGAAAGUUUAAUCCUAACGAUCUACUGCGCUAUUUUGAAAAGAAAAUAUAUUAAACAGGCAGAAGAAUUGGAUUGUGCGAGUGUCUGGUAACGGAAAAUAUUUUGGGAUGUUAAGCAUAAUAAUUGUUUAAAUAAACGUUAGUGCUGUUUAAAUUCAUUUAAAAACUUUAAAACCUCAAAACGGAUUUGUGAUAUCUUAUUAUUUAAGGCCUAAUUACUGUAACGGCAAAAUGUAAUGGUACGUAAAAUCUUUUGUAUGUAUUUUUUAUUUUAUAUUCAUGUUAACAUAGCUGCAUAGGGAAAUGUAAUUACGUUUGAACAGUAUAUGAAGUUACUCAUUUUAUUUCAUUUGAAACUCGUUAAAGGUUGUAUAAUUAUUUAAAUACAUGGGUUUAUUAAUUUGCGAUGAAACUGGAAGGGUUAAUUCAUACAUUUCAAAGCGCAUCUAAUCCUCACAAUUUAUAUGAAUGCGCUUGCUCUUUGAUGUCAAUCUAGAAGAAGGCGUCGCUGGUCGCGUGUCAAGCCCUUGUAUUCCAAGAUAUGCGCGUACAAAUAUCAGCAUAUGAUGUCGUUGUGUUCGGGGUGGAUUCUCUAAAUCAACUUCAAUCUUCAACUCGACUCGGAUAUGAAUUGGCCCAUGAUUAUACUGAUUAAAGUUUAUUUGUUUUACCUAUGUUAAGCUGCUGAGUUUCAAAUUUCGUCACGUGGUCUGAAAAAUCUGUUAUUGAUUCUGCUUCCACCACAUUCCAGAUUUUUGUAUGUAAUUCAACUAACUAUAUACCAUACUAUUUUAUUUGACCAACCUGCAUUACACGCCUAGAGCAACCGACAUGUAUGCUAGAUCUGAUCAUAUUGCUUUUUUGUGUAGGAAUAUUAUAUCAACUGCAGUUUUAAAAUGGCCAAAUUUACACUUAUCCAAGCUUUUAAAUUAAGAAGCAUUUUAUUGUACGAUUAUCAAAGUAUAUAUUAUACUUUAGAGCAAUUUUAUGUUGUUUUGUAAAAAUAUGCUACCAUCACAGUCUCUAUGAUCUCACCCUAUAUUAUCUUUAAGGGGCAAAUAUUAUUGACAAUAUAUCUGACUUAGUUAAUUGACAAUGUUGUGAUCAGGGACCGGACAACCCCACUUUAGAGUUAAGCCGUUUGACAGGGUAACCCGUACACGGGGUAACUCAUAUC